AUGAUUAACCUGACGACUUUGAUUCCUCCAAUUCUUUACAUUGUCAUCAUCGUUGGUUCGAUGGCGACGUUCUCUUCACUCUAUAGGAAGAGGAAGGCUCAAGCCGCAGCUUCCAUGGAACCCUGGUUCCCACAAUCCAUCGCUCGCGAUAUCUACCUCACCCUACUCCACCUUCCGGAUACUCCAAACCCCCCUAAGGUCCCAGACUCAGUUCUCCGUGCAGCUCUUCUUCGUCGCGCUACAGAUGUCAUCCAAAAGGCCAUUGUCAUCCGUCAAUCCAAGGGUCCCCUCCAGGCUCUCCUUCAAAAGGGUUCAGUUGGUGAUGACACCUGGGCUCAAUUCCUAAAAGCCGAGCAAGACAUCGACGCUGAAAUUAAGGAAGUCGCCGAAGAUGCUAUGGCUCUAUCCAACCAGAACCAGCAGUGGGCGCAGUUCAUCUUCCAGUCUGCAGCUGAGAUGCUUACUAACGAGCGGCUACGUACCAAACUUGAGGAACAAAAUGUUAAGUCGCAGGAGUGGUCUGAGUGGUGGGGUAAGAGGAACGAAAAGGUUCGCAGCGAGUUUUUGGCGAGUGAAGGAGUCGAGGAGAUCGGACAAGGCACAUCGGUUAAUCCUGCUGCUGUUUUCACUGGUUUGGUCGAGAAGAAGGCUGGUAAUGUUAGCGAUGAGGACGGUGUUCUUGUUGAAGCCGAAGUCACCUCGCCUACCACACCAAAGGAAUCGAAGAGCAGCAAUAAGAGCACACCAAUUGCCACACCUACCAGCACACCCAGCGGUAGCGUCAGGAAGAAGAAGGGUAGAAAAUAA
Molecule: messenger RNA, 807 nt
Organism: Orbilia oligospora ATCC 24927
Lineage: Eukaryota; Fungi; Ascomycota; Orbiliomycetes; Orbiliales; Orbiliaceae
Exons: 2
Coding region: 1-807 (268 amino acids)
Biological process (GO): post-translational protein targeting to membrane, translocation
Cellular component (GO): Sec62/Sec63 complex
Source: RefSeq, a predicted model, not a curated record